AAAAUAUAGACUAAACCAGUACAAACCCCAUGGUUAAAUUGAUCCCCUGGAGUUACCAUAAAAAAAAAAAAAAAAGAUCCCAUAGUGUUGAUUUUAUUAAAGUUGGGUGACCACCCUUGACAUUUUCCCUUGUGUUUGUUGUUUGGACAGUGGACGGUUUUCCACGCCGGGCUUGCGCGGCUUUUAAGUUUUUGAAUCCACAUCCUCUCCGUCUACACCCUAUUUUCCUAUUUUUAUUCGAAUUCCUCUCCAUGGAUGAAGCAGUAAGUCCGAGGCAGAGAGCGACAAUGAUAAACCGUCUUCAGUCUCCCACCACUGCCUUUUUUUUGCGCUCCAACGAUGACAGACUCGAACGCGCACAGGCACGCGCAGCCGCACGCGCCGCUGCAAUCCGUCCAACAGCCCCCGUAACCAAUCCUCCUUCACCGCCUUCCGAUUAUUGUCUCAGCAAACAACAAAUCAUCGACUUGUUCCAGAACUGCAUUAAGCUCGCCAGCGAAAAUAAAAUAAACCAGAAGAAUACUUGGGAGUUGAAGCUUAUUGAUCAUCUUAGUGAUAUCAUCAAAGUUGAUGCUGCAGAAGCUGAUUCACAGGCUAAUUUCCAAAGGGCAAGUUGCACGCUGGAAGCCAGCGUGAAAAUUUACUCUGUCAGAGUGGAUGCUGUGCAUGCUGAGGCCUAUAAGGUCCUAAGUGGGAUCAAUCGAAUAGGGCAAGAAGAUGUACAUGAGAUGCACUCAGAGGGUGGUAACGUAAAUAACAGUGUGGAGGGCAGUCAUACUAAGAGAGAAUCUGAGAAGAAGAUCUCACCACUGUCAACAUUGGAGUGCUCGUUUGAAGCUCUUAAUGCAAAGAAGUUUGAGGUUGCAUUUCUAGCAGAUCCUUUAUAUCAGCAAACAUCUGCACAAUUCGAUGAAGGUGGGGCAAAAGGCCUUCUAUUGAAUAAUCUUGGAGUAUAUCAAGGUUGUAGGGUACUCUUUGAUUCUUUUGAAGUGCCUGGGAAGUGCAAAUCGUGUUCAGUUCAAAAUAAAUCCUUGGACAUGAUUGAUAUCUCAUUUGCAGAAGAAUGUAUUGAGAACAUGGUGAUGAACAUGCAAACAAAGAAUGAAAUUUCCCCAACUCUCAGGGACAUUGUACUCCAUUUUGGUAAAGAUAAUGAAAGAUUAGAGCAAACAUUCCAUGUAAACCAGAAUUUUGAUAUCCUAGUGGAUGCAUUUGAUGAGGAAGCUGACUUGGGUAACAACUCAAUUGGGGACCAUGAAGCCUGGACCUCUGAUCAUGAUGAAGUGUCAUGUGUUGUGAAUGAGACAUCCAGUUUUGGUCCUACAUUUAAUAACCUGCAUGAGGAGAAUUGUUCACAUGCAUCAUGUGAACCCAAUCUUCAGGAAGAAUUUGAAGAUGUUGCUGCGGUGCUGUGUCAAGGGUUCCUGUUGCGGAAUACUUGGGCUGGUCCUGAUCAUUGGAAAUAUUGGAAGUUCAAAGGUUCUGGUGAUGUUCCUGCUACAGAAAGUAGAUCAGCUUCCACUGCUAAGAGACCUAAGAACAAAAACAUGAUGGAUGUUGAUAUUGAUUUCAUGAAAUCCUUGGACAAUGAAAUGCCUGAUAUAUUUUCUCCCCCCAAAAAUCCUAAGUCUUUGAUGCUACCUGCAAAUAGAGCACUGUUUAGCAACACACUUCCAGAAGACUGCCAUUACCGCCCAGAGAAUCUUGUCAAAUUGUUUCUUCUUCCUAAUGUUCUGGUGACUUGGGCUUGGGUCUUUUAUGAUUUUAGAUGCCAAAUUGACUCGGAUGAGAUCACCAAAACCUUGGGCCGUACAAGGAAGAGUAGAAGAAAAAAUGCAGAUUAUGGUUCAUGGCAACAAGACAAUGAUUUAGAAGAAGAGUUGCCAUCAUGGGGUAAUGAAAGUGGAGUUAGCAGCCAAUACAAUGAUGGAUAUAUUCAUGAUGAUGUGAGAGAUUCUUAUGAAUGUGUGACUCAGCCUCACAAGGUAAACAAAAUUGAAGUUCAGUAUGACAAAAAUUCUAAACAAGUUGACGUACAUGCAUUGAAGGAAACACUUUGGGACCACAUGCAAGUGUCUAUGGAAGUUUCUGAACUGGGCUGCAAGGCUAUGUUGUCUUUCAAAGUUUCAAACAUGUGCUGGUCACAUUUCCCAUCAAUUGCCAAGCUGCUCUAAAGGAGGAUAUUUCACCCCAUUUGUGUUUUAUCUGUCUCUUACACUUGGCUAAUGAACAUGGUUUAAACAUACAUGGUUGUCCUGGUUUAGAUGAUCUCACUGUACACAUUCCCUCAUCUUGCCAAAAGGCAGAUACAAUGGCCUAGGCUUCAUCAUGGUCAAGAAUGCUGCCAUCUGUUGAGCACAUUGCAGGGGGGUAGGAUAGUUCUGUUCCAGUUUUUGGGGCCUUUCAAGCAACUGGGGAGAACGAAAAUUUUGUGAGUGUAGGUUACAUUUAGUAUUUUGAAACUGCUGCAUCAGACUUUGAUCAGCUUGUCUGCAGACUACCACUUGUGGGUAAUGUGAAUAUAAUCUAAAUUGCAAGUGAAAACUGAAGAACCCAUGUUCUUCAGCGAGUUAUACAUGUCAAUUCAAAUUAAAGAAGAAUCCUAGUU
Molecule: messenger RNA, 2608 nt
Organism: Rubroshorea leprosula
Lineage: Eukaryota; Viridiplantae; Streptophyta; Magnoliopsida; Malvales; Dipterocarpaceae
Source: the annotation of a GenBank genome assembly